Neogale vison (American mink) is the source of this 846-nucleotide messenger RNA. Its product is annotated as mediator of RNA polymerase II transcription subunit 19-like. The record is from RefSeq and is a predicted model, not a curated record. Lineage: Eukaryota; Metazoa; Chordata; Mammalia; Carnivora; Mustelidae. Gene Ontology annotation, cellular component: mediator complex. Gene Ontology annotation, molecular function: transcription factor binding; transcription coregulator activity. Gene Ontology annotation, biological process: positive regulation of transcription by RNA polymerase II.
CGGGACGGCGCCGGGGUGGAGAAGACCAUGGAGAAUUUCUCCGCACUCUUCGUCGCUCAGGCUGAACCACCACCCCCAACCGCACUCGGCUUGGGACCAGGAAAACCUCCCCCUCCUCCUCCGGGUGGGGGGGCCCCCGGCACGGCCCCUCCCGGCGCUGACAAGUCGGCGGCUGGUUGCGGUCCCUUCUACCUUAUGCGGGAACUUCCAGGUAGUACCGAGCUGACAGGCAGCACCAAUUUGAUCACACACUACAACCUGGAACAUUCCUAUAAUAAAUUCUGUGGGAAAAAGGUGAAGGAGAAGCUAAGUAACUUCCUGCCUGACCUGCCAGGGAUGAUUGAUCUGCCUGGUUCCCAUGAUAACAGCAGCCUCCACUCCCUCCUCGAGAAACCCCCUAUUCUUGGUGGUUCUUUUAAUCCUAUCACAGGGACCAUGCUGGCUGGCUUCCGCCUACACACUGGCCCAUUACCCGACCAGUGUCGUCCGAUGCAUAUUCAGCCUCCCAAGAAGAAGAAUAAGCACAAGCACAAACAGAGCCGUACCCAGGAUCCUGUCCCACCAGAAACACCAUCUGAUUCUGAUCAUAAGAAGAAGAAAAAGAAAAAAGAGGAGGAUCCUGAACGGAAGAAGAAGAAGAAAGAGAAGAAGAAAAAGAAGAACCGACACAGUCCAGACCCACCAGGCGUGGGCAGCUCUCGGGCCAGCAGCAGCAGCAGCCUCCGCCAACAGGACUCUACUGGGAUGGCUGUUCCUGCUGGACUGAACCUGCUGACAAAAGCUGCCUUCCAGCUCGGACACUGCCACGGAAGCAUCCCCUGCAACCGGGACAGAUGCCAGCUCUGA